ACAUUCUAUUGGUCCACAAAUAAUCAAUUUAGCAUUUGAACCAAUCACGUUUAUUAACGAUGCCCACAGUGCGGUAAAAAAUAGUGACGGUUAUCAAAUCGAGGCCAGAAUUCUCUCAAUACCAGGCGGGGGAGCCCCUUUCUCACCACACCAAAAGCAUCAUCGCUUUGCCUCAUUGAAAGGAAAGGGAGGAGAGAUGCAGAGGGAUGUAAGAUGGCAGAGCUACAAAUGUUGCUAGAGGAAGAAAUUCCGGCCGGUAAACGAGCACUCGUGGAAAGCUACCAAAAUCUUUCGAGGGUUGCAGAAUACUGUGAAAACAAUUAUGUACAGGCCCAGGACAAGAGGAAGGCCCUGGAGGAGACUAAAGCCUACACCACCCAGUCCCUGGCUAGCGUGGCCUACCAGAUCAACGCCCUGGCCAACAAUGUCCUGCAGCUGCUGGACAUCCAGGCCUCACAGCUUCGCAGAAUGGAGUCCUCCAUCAAUCACAUCUCUCAGACCGUGGACAUCCACAAGGAGAAGGUGGCGCGCCGAGAGAUCGGCAUCCUGACCACCAACAAGAACACGUCGCGCACGCACAAGAUCAUCGCCCCCGGCAACAUGGAGCGGCCGGUCAGAUACAUCAGGAAGCCAAUCGACUACACGCUGCUGGAUGACGUGGGCCACGGUGUCAAAUGGCUUAAGGCCAAGCAACAUGGCAACAACCAGCCAGUGAGGGGGGGAGGAGCUACUUUAUCAAGGACCAAUCCGCCAACACAGAAACCCCCGAGCCCGCCAAUGGCUGGUCGUGGAACUCUUGGACGAAACACCCCCUAUAAGACCCUGGAGCCCGUGAAACCCCCCACGGUGCCAAACGACUACAUGACCAGCCCCGCCCGCCUGGGCAGUAACCACAGCCCCGCCCGCACAGCCUCCCUUAACCAGAGACCCAGGACACACAGUGGAAGCAGUGGGGGUAGUGGCGGGCGAGAGAACAGCGGUGGCAGCAGUAUUAGUGUUCCUCUGGCUGUACCCACGCCUUCCCCUCCCAGCCUGGGACCAGCGGCGUCGACGGUCGGGCACCAGGGCCCGGGUUUGGGACCCGUCCCCAUGUCCCAGUUUGGCACCAUCUCGCGGCAGGUCUCCCGCCACAACUCGGCCACCUCCUCCGCCUCCAUGGUGUCGGCCACAGGCACCUAUCGCCGGGCACCCUCGGGCACCUCCCACUUCUCCGUGUCCCAGCAGCCACACCUCAACGGAGGCCCCGCCUACCCCCAGAACACAGUCUCUGUGGCUCCGCCCCCUCCACCUAUGGUCCAGCUCACUCCUCAGAUUCCUCUGACGGGCUUUGCGGCCAGAGUGCAGGAGACCAUUACAGACAGCCCCGAGCCCCCUCCGCCACCCCCUCCCGAGGACGUGGUAAUGUUCGAGGUUCCCUCGCCCCCUCCGCCUCCCCCGCCCGUGGACUACCAGGGGGAUGAGGAGGCAGCGGUGGUGCACUACAGUGACCCCUACGCCGACGGGGACCCCCACUGGGCGCCCAAGGCCUACGUGGAGAAGGUGGUGGCCAUUUACGAUUACUCCAAGGACAAGGAGGAUGAGCUGUCCUUCAUGGAGGGGUCCAUCAUCUACAUCAUCAAGAAGAACGACGACGGCUGGUACGAGGGUGUCUGCAACGGCGUCACCGGCCUCUUCCCCGGCAACUACGUUGAGUCCAUCAUGCACUACGCGGACUAAGGGCGGCCAUUUUGACGUCGCAGAAACGCCAAGAAAAAAAAAUAAAAAGGUUUUGAAUUGAAUCGAGUUCUGUGUUUUAGCAUCUGAAACCACAAGGUAGGGUUUAGUAAAAUCUGGGCUUUUAAUUUUGUCACACGGUGCCACCCCCCAUCGUUUGUCCAUACAGCAAAACUUUAGUCUUACUUUUACAGAAGAAAAAAAAGAAGAAACAAACAAACAAGCUUAAAGAAGUGCAUUAGGACAUGGCCGAAUGUUUGUUUGUUCAAAUCACAUAUGUUAAAAAAAUAUUAAAUAUUAUAUUUACUAUGCUAGGUGUUGGGGGGGUGGUGAGGGGACAGGAAACGUCAGGAGGGGGUGUACUGAGUAUAGAAUGCUAAAAGAUAAGAUCAAUACUUUGUGUGUUUCUGGUGAAAUUAUUUUGUUUCUGUUGUGUAUAUAUAUAUAAUGUAAUAUGAGAAUCUGCCAGUUUGUGUCAGUGGUGUGUUUUACCAGUGAGUUUUCAUCGCCGUCUUUUGAGUGGAGUGGUCAUAGCAAGCAAUGUUGUGCCAGGUAGGGGUGGUUUGAAUCAGUCUUAUUUCAUUUUUAUGUUGCGUGUUCUUUUGUCUCUUCUAGUGCCAUUUCUACAGAAUGUUGUCCAAUUGUCACUUGAUAAGACAUUUCUACUUACCUUCUAGAUCGGCUGUCAAGCUUACUGUAGCAAGUGGUUCCUGAUGUCUGCUUGCUUCAAUCGGCAACGAAAACGAUUCGUUGUACUCUUUUCUCCAGUCACUGUGCCAUUGUGUUGGAAUGUCUGCACUGAUUAGUUUUCAGCGACUUGUUGUAUUACUUCCAUUAUGGAUUUGAUUGCCGAACCUUGGUUACAUUCAGGCUAUCCAGCUGUUAUCAUUUUUUGUUAUCUUCCCGGGUUAGUAAGUUGGCUCUGGUUAGGUAAUCACCUUUGGUGCUCGAUAACCCUAAAUCACCUACCAUCCUUAACACAACUUCGGAAAACGAGGACAUAAGACUGUCAAAAAAAGACUGUCGGCUGCUGGCCUACUUGUUGAGCAGUGCGUACCGAUUUGUAACAAUGGUGAACAUUUAAUCGUAAGUGUGACCGAGCUCAAUUGUUUCUAUCACAGUGAAUGUAGGCAAUUUGGCAGUGCAUUGUGGACCGAAGUGUACCAAAAUGAUUGUCUUUGGGAAAAAGGAUGACUAAUUUGUGUCACACAUUUAUUGUAGAUUCACAUCCUCAUGCGUACAAUAGGUUAUUGACGUGGCAUGAAGACAGUUUAUGAAUAUGUGCUACCAUGCUCACACGCCGUGGUCUAAACACCGCUUGUGGCACGAUGGCCUUACCAACGGUUUGUCACCGGCAGCCAGUGCUUCCACAAACAGGUGAUGAACGUAGGUUUCGGUUUGCGACCUCUUUCCGUCACAAAUGUCGUGCUUGAUUCAGUCCAACAUGCGUUACAGUAUUUAUGCAGUGGCUCCUUUCCCCAGCGGUCAGAUUAACUCACAGAGCAAGAUGCUGCGAAAACACUCCUUUGGGGCGUGUUUGAAUGAAGUUAUAGCUUGCCGCGUGACCUGUGUGGAUUUACGUGUGACGCAAAACAUGUCCGUGAAUAGUAUUCAACCGUAAUGUAUGCAUGAAGACUUGCGUACCAAAAAUUCUAUUUUUUUUUUUUUGUGUGAAUAAUCAUUUGCCACUACGUCCAGUUCAUCGAUUGUACUUUUAUCUUUACCAUCGGAGAUCAUUUUUGUGAGAAAACCUUUUCUACCUACGCAUUUCUAACAUUGCGUUUUGUUUAGAAAUACUUUGAGAUUCCUGUACAUGAUUUUAGUAGCAGUGUAUUUUGAUCUAUUAAUAUUUUUCCCGAAGAUUAGGAUGGAACAACCACUCACAUGCAACCGAAUUUCGUAUGUUUUCCACUAACAUUUCGGGGCACCCCAUCUGAAGGCGCCUUGGUUUGAUGUCUGUUUUCUAAUAUGAAACGUGGAAAAAGUGAUGAUAUGUAACUUAAGUGUUCAUGGGAACAGAACACUGACAAUUGUCUUCUUUCCCCUUGGCUUGUAUAUAUAAUGUGUUCAUUGAAAUGUAUGUACAGUCCUUUUGUAAUAAACAGCUUGCCGAAAACAAA
Messenger RNA from Esox lucius (northern pike), 3833 nucleotides. Its product is annotated as abl interactor 1. The coding region runs from base 214 to 1716 and encodes 500 amino acids. The transcript has 11 exons. Lineage: Eukaryota; Metazoa; Chordata; Actinopteri; Esociformes; Esocidae. The record is from RefSeq and is a predicted model, not a curated record. Gene Ontology annotation, cellular component: intracellular anatomical structure; lamellipodium. Gene Ontology annotation, molecular function: SH3 domain binding.